Aspergillus welwitschiae is the source of this 3354-nucleotide messenger RNA. RefSeq names its product putative RNA-binding protein (Nab3). The record is from RefSeq and is a predicted model, not a curated record. The transcript has 5 exons. Bases 351 to 3107 code for a protein of 918 amino acids. Gene Ontology annotation, molecular function: RNA binding. Lineage: Eukaryota; Fungi; Ascomycota; Eurotiomycetes; Eurotiales; Aspergillaceae.
UGUUAUCCUCGGACAGGAUCCAGGGGUGUGAGUGUCAGAGACCGCGUGUGUGUGGCUUGUCUUUUUUUUUUUACUUCUCUCUCUCUCGCGCCAUCCGUCUCUUACCCUCAACCCAUCCACACCAUCAGAAGACAAGAAAGGAAAAAAGAAGCCCGCCCCUCUCUCUUUUACUUCUUCCCUCUGGGUUGCUGCUAUCCCUUUUACCGCCCCGGCUCCAACGGCCCGGUUCAUUUUGCAAGAUAGCCCCACCUUAGCUUUGUCGAUUUUCCAAAAACCCCAUCUCCGUGUGGUUCUUGUCGGACCUUCUUGUGUGCUCUUGUAGAUGAAUCGAUCUCUCCCCCCUGGUCUACAUGACGCCCAGCUCCCCAGAUGAAGCUCUUCACUUUCGCGGCAAGACCCUGACUCCCGAGAGCCCUCGUCCGCUACACGUCGCGGAACCUGCCAGGAUCCCGGUGCUUCAGAAUCAAAUGGACCCUGUUUUUAACGACACGUCGACUUAUGAGAAGUCCGAGGCCUUCCUUGGCAAUAGUUCCCAGGCGCAUCCCAAUGAUUCCACCUCAUUUCGUGGCCAAUAUGCAGGGCCCGGCGAAGUGAGGGGAACUACUGGCUCCGUGCAAGUGCCGGAGCAACCACCACCGCGCCAACCACCAAACACUCAAGGUAGCUUCCACUCGGACUCGUCGCAGGUGGAGGAUGGAUCGAUGAACAAGAUUGCCAACGCACUGUCUGCUACGGCUACUACUGCCCAGGCGUCCUUUGCAUCAGACCAACCCGCGCCUCCCAUGGCCGCUGGUACCUCCUCUGCGGCCCAGGACACUCCAACAAACUCUUCUCUAACCACUCUUCCUCCAUCAGAUCCCGCCUCCCUCCUAGCUCCUCCUCCCCCCGAAGUCCCUCCCUCUUCCUCCCAUGCCGCUCAAGACACCCCCAGUGCGAGCGAGGUAGACCACGCAGUCGCCAGCUGGACCGCCCAGCCCGCGCCGCAAACUCGCCUAGAGCCCCAGAGCAAAGCUGAUGAUAACACUGGUGAGGAUGGUGUCGAUUUCCAGAACCUCCUCGAUAAUCUACCCCCUUCUUCCACUGCGCCCUCUGCCCCUGCGGUCUCAGAGACGGCGCCUUUGUCAGCAGACGUUUCUGCCCUUCCCCAGGCAGGAACGGAUGACGAGGCGCUCCAAUCUUCCCUGGGACUCCCCCCUCGCCCCCCUCCCCAGGAGAAGCCCUCUAUCCAUCCCAACUACAAUGCCAGUGAUGACAUCCGGUCAUAUCACCAGCUCCCCCCUAAUACUUCGAAUGCACAAUCCUCCCCCUCCUCCACCUACACCGCCCAGCAGAGUAAUUAUCAGUCCAAUCUGGGCCUCCCAUCAUUGGCUGCGGCUGGCGCACCGGGGACGUCCUCGGGUGCCAGCGCUUUGCCCCCUCCCCCCGUGCCGAGUUUCCAACAGUCUACAUCUACUACUUCCGAGUCUCAGGGUUCCCCAGGACCAGUGAAUAACAGAAAGGCUGGGAGUGAACGGGUAGUGGCCCGGCAGAACAAGGGUUCCGAUGAAGACACACCAUGGGGCCCCGAGGUGCAGAAGAAGUACGAUGAGUUUCUGCAUGAUGAAAGGAUCUACGUAACUGAAGGUCUUUGGGACCGGUUUCCGCCGGGUUCUAGAUUGUUUGUCGGUAAUCUGCCCACCGAAAGAGUGACGAAGCGUGACUUAUUCCACAUCUUCCACAAAUUUGGAAAGUUGGCUCAGAUAUCCAUUAAGCAAGCCUAUGGAUUUAUCCAGUUUCUUGAAUCGUCUGCCUGUAAACAGGCUCUCGACGCUGAGCAAGGAGCCGUUGUUAGAGGACGCAAAGUCCAUCUUGAAAUCUCGAAGCCACAGAGGAGUACAAGACCCGGGGCCGCCCCGGCAGAACCUUCUCGCGCUCCUCCCAGGCGCUCGAGGUCUCCAGAAUUCAGCCGGAGUGGUCCUUCCGGAAGCCGCAGUACGAGAGCCCCGGCUGAUCGUUACGAUCGUCCGUACGAAUCGGGGCGCGUGCCAUUCAGCGAUUUUAGGGAUGAGCCCGGCCACCGUAGACGUGACGACUAUCGACCACCCCCUCCGCCUCGCUCGCCGUCUCCUCGUGCUUUCCGCGCUAGGGAUGGGUACCGGUCUCGAGAUAGGACUCCAGAGCGGUACGAUCGACGUGAAAGGCGGCGUUCUCGGUCACCAUACACGAGGGAUCGCAGGUAUCGCAGCCCAAGCCCACGGGGUCGUGGGUCUUACGAAAGCGAUGCAGACCUGCCCGUUCCUCGGCGAGCUCCGAGAGACGUACCGGAAGUGCAGAUCCUUGUGCUCGAGGAAUUGGAUCGCAACUUCAUUUUCUUUGUGGAGAACUCUUUCCGUAACCGGGGUCUCCGGGUGGAUGUGCUUGUCCUUGGACCCCGAAUCCCCCUGAACGCUGCUGUUCAACGACAGAUCCAGGAGGGCGUCCUUGCGGUAGUGAGGCUUUCACGCCCGAGUCAGUUCUCUAGGAAAAUCCCCCUGCAGGUGUUUGACCGAAGCGGAGGGCCAGACAACGUUCGCUCCAACGAGUACCCUGAUGUCGAGCCCAGUAUCGCCGCCGAGAUUGUGUUCCAUGCCCAGUCGAUGCAGCGUGGCGCUCCCCCGGCGCCUUUCCCUCCGAACCCGGCAUUUGGGAUUCCCCCGCUUCCUGCUCCGGCCGCAACAGUGCCUCCUCAGGCACCGCUGCCCACCGUCGCCAAUCAGCCCAAUAUUGCCAACCUGAUUACCUCCCUUGACGCGCCCACGCUACAGUCGCUGUUGGGAGUGCUCCAGCAACGGCCGCCCGCUGUGCCAACGGCGCAGCAGCCGUUUCCUAGUGCCAGCACGCCGCAUGGCGCAGCAGACCUCGCUAGCCUGCUGAACGCUGCCACUCGCCAGCCUGUUGCUGCUAACCCGCAACAGCCACUGCCUCCACAGCCCUUUCCUCUGCAGGCGCCCAAUGCUCCUUUGGUAUCCGAUCCCAACUUAAUUUCGUUGCUUGCCAAGGGACUCGGAGGCCAGCAGCCUCAAAACCAGGCAGCCGUUGGUCCCCAGGUGCAGAACAUCAUGAACCAACUGGGCAAAUGGAAGCAAUGAUUGAUGACAUUCCUUGUUUACUCUCUCUUUUCUCUUUCCUCUCUUCCUCUUUCUCUCUGGCUUCGCAGUCGUUGGCGACAUUUAAGGAGUCGGGCGUUGACUGAUUGAUCGAUUGAGAAUCGGAUAUGGAGCGUUACCGCUGAUAAAGGUUAUGAAGGUUCGGUUGUUGGGUUGAUUUUUCUUGCGCACUCGGUCGAAUCAGCGAAUACACGUUAUAGGGGUGCAAUGGUUCGGUUGGUUUUGAUGU